Ipomoea triloba (trilobed morning glory) is the source of this 2733-nucleotide messenger RNA. Its product is annotated as proline-rich receptor-like protein kinase PERK1. Gene Ontology annotation, biological process: protein phosphorylation. Gene Ontology annotation, molecular function: ATP binding; protein kinase activity. The transcript is spliced from 7 exons. The record is from RefSeq and is a predicted model, not a curated record. Bases 369 to 2369 code for a protein of 666 amino acids. NCBI's taxonomy places the organism in Eukaryota, Viridiplantae, Streptophyta, Magnoliopsida, Solanales, Convolvulaceae.
UUAGAAAUGUCCUUCAUUGUAGGAGGUAGCAGUUGGGUGGGGAGACUUGGGUGUAUUCUUGUAGGAGGGAGAAACACAUUGUUUACAAGAUGGGAUAAAUCAAAAGUAGACUUUAGAGAGAUACCAUUUUGCCAAUUUCUCCGGAGAAACAUUAUUAUUCCAAUUAUCUGGCCGGAUUGUUAUCUGUUGUAUUCUUAUACUUUUAGUAAAAAUAUAAUAUACAGUUGUAGUUGUAUUUUUAUUUUUGUGUAACAAUACCCCACAAGUGUAACAAACACAAAGAGAAGAUGAUAGUUUUGGUUUGCAUGGGACGUUAGUUUCGCAUGCCGGCGGCGAGUUGUUCAGACGAGCAAGAAUUGUGAGUUUCAAUGGCUGCAACCGCUCCCGGGUCGGAUUCUACUCCUCCAACACCACCUGAUCCGGAACCCGAACCCGAAACUCCACCACCCACAGAGUCUCCACCUCCGUCACCAGAUUCUUCUCCUCCUCCAUCAUCUCCGCCCCCGUCUUCUCCUCCUCCGUCCUCCCCUCCUCCCCCUAAUAAGAAGCCUCCACCGUCAUCACCAACAGCAUCGCCACCACCGGCUCCAAAUGCCCCGCCAUUACCAACUCCAACUGCUCCUACCCCUAAUGGAACGCGAGAUUCUCCUCCGCCAGGUGUAUUUUCUCCGCCUCCGCCACCACGCCGGCCUCGGGAAUCACCAAAGUCUCCUUCCAACAACAAUUCAUCUUUCCCAAUUAUCGCUGGAGUCGCUGUGGCGGCUCUACUAUUGAUUCUUAUCUUAGCUAUCAUUUUGAUAGUGUGUAUGAAGAGGAAAAAGAAAGAGAAGCCCUAUUACAUGGACUAUAGAGACCGUGGACAUCCAUACAGAGGCGGGGAGCAUGUGGUUAGGGUUCCGCCGCCACCAGGGAUGAUGGGGACACAACUAGGCGGCGGCGGUGGUGGUGGUUGGGGUCCGCCUCCGAUGAAUGGAAGCACAGAGUACAACACCCCACCAGGUUUCUCCAGUGCGUAUGCUACUCCCAUGCCGCCUAUGCCUUAUUCACCAAGGGGGGUUGGCAGAAUUACACCGCCUACUUCCUUGCCGCCUCCUUCACCGCCGAUCGGCGGCUUCAACCAGAGCCAAUUCACGUACGAGGAACUAGCUGCCGCCACGGCCGGGUUUUCUCAGGCGAAUUUGCUUGGCCAAGGCGGUUUCGGUUACGUUCACAAAGGCGUACUCCCCGACGGACGAGAAGUCGCCGUCAAGAGCUUGAAAUCCGGCAGCGGACAAGGGGAAAGAGAGUUUCAGGCUGAAGUUGAGAUCAUUAGCAGAGUUCAUCAUCGCCAUCUUGUCUCCCUUGUUGGAUAUUGCAUUGUUCACGCCCAGAGAAUGCUGGUUUAUGAAUUUGUCCCUAAUAAGACCUUGGAAUUCCACCUUCAUGGAAAGGGCCAGCCAGUCAUGGAGUGGCCAACCAGGCUCAAAAUUGCAUUGGGAUCGGCUAGGGGAUUGAGUUAUCUCCAUGAAGAUUGUAUGAAAAUUGUUGUUCCCUUUUCUCUUUUACUUCUGUCUUUUCUUCAAUUUCUUAAUCUCGCCCUUGUUCACCUUCAUAAUGUAGGUCAUCCUCGAAUUAUCCACCGUGACAUCAAAUCUGCAAACAUUUUGCUUGAUAACCAUUUUGAAGCCAUGGUUGCUGAUUUUGGGUUGGCAAAACUCUCUUCUGAUAAUAACACACAUGUAUCAACUCGUGUUAUGGGAACUUUUGGAUACUUGGCUCCAGAAUAUGCAUCCAGUGGAAAGCUAACAGAGAAAUCUGACGUUUUUUCAUUUGGAGUCAUGCUCUUGGAAAUCAUAACCGGGCAUCGACCCCUCGAUUCUACCAAUAUCACCAUGGAAGACAGUUUAGUAGACUGGGCUAGGCCACUUCUUGCUAAAGCUAUUGAAGAUGGGAACUAUAAUCAAUUGGCAGAUCCGCGCCUAGAAGGCAAGUAUAACUCCCAAGAGAUGGGUCGCAUGGUUGCUUGCGCAGCUGCUUCCAUUCGCCAUUCUGCUAAAAGACGUCCCAAGAUGAGCCAAAUUGUGCGUGCUUGGGAUGGAGAUUUUUCACUGGACGACUUGAAUGAAGGCGGGAGGGGGGCGAUGCAAAAUUCAACACCGCCGUUGUCGAACGAAUCUAGUUUGUACGACACCCGUGCAUACAAUGCAGACAUGUUGAAGUUCAAACAGUUGGUACUGAACAAUGAGAGCAAUGAAUUCGGAUGUACUACAGGCGAGUUUGGUCACGACCGGCCGUCCACCUCGACGAGCUUAGACUCCGGAGAACAUCAUGGGCUACAAAGGCCGCCACAACAACAACAACAACAACAACAACAAAAGUAUUAUAUAUAGACCAUACCACACUAUACAUAUAUACAUAUACCAAUAAUUUGUGCUUCCAAUCCAACACAAAAUUAAAGCUCUUUGAGUUAUCAUAUUGGGGAAUCAAUUUGUAGAUUCUAACUUUUUCUUAGAACACACUACAAGAAAAAUACAUAAAUACAGACGGGACGGGAUCAUGUUAUGGCCGGCACUAUUGGUUCUCAGAUUUUCAUGGCUUCGAGAUGCAUGGUACAUAGUUGUUCAUUAUCAUAGUGUUACCUAUGAAAAAUGUCUUUGUUGUGACAAACGAAGCAUAAUUCGAAUUUGAAUUAUCAUUGUAAUGUUUCUCAUGGGCUGUAAUGCCUUCAAAUAAUCAAAUCCAUUGUCAUGCAUA